Macadamia integrifolia is the source of this 969-nucleotide messenger RNA. RefSeq lists its product as uncharacterized. The record is from RefSeq and is a predicted model, not a curated record. Lineage: Eukaryota; Viridiplantae; Streptophyta; Magnoliopsida; Proteales; Proteaceae. The transcript has 5 exons. Bases 1 to 969 code for a protein of 322 amino acids.
AUGGAGGAGGUGUUCGUGAAAUCAGUAGAGAAUGGCUUAAAGCUUUCGAGAAGGAUUUACUUCGGGAAGGAUCGGGAUGUUUUACCUCCGAAACUUGAAGUGAUGGAGAUAAACCUACAUUCAUAUCUCCCAACAGCUCCGAUGGUUUACGCUGUCAUUUAUGAUCCUUCAAUUGUUGAUACUCCUGAUAUUCGGAGCUACCAACCUCAUGUCUACGGUUGCUGCGAUCCCCCGGCGUUGAUUCCACUUCAGAUGAAUGGCAUUGCUAUUGAGGUGGAAUGUUAUCUGGACACUGCGAUUAUUACUGUUAGUGGUUCCUGGCGUGUUCAUUGUGUCAUAGGAAGCAGUAGCUGCGAUUGCUGCCUUGCCAUCCCUAUGAGCGAGAAGAUUGACGGAUGGUCCAAUCUGUCCAUCAAAGUGAGCUGGUCUCAGAAAAUAUUCUAUAGUAAUGAUCAGUUCUCCCUUGAUAUACCAUUUAGCUUUCCAGAAUAUGUCACUCCAUUUGUAAAAAGAAUUUCCAAAAUAGAAAAGAUACAGUUGAAUGUGAACUAUGACAUGGGGACUGAAAUUUUAUGCAAGACAACUAGCCAUCCUCUGAAGGAAAUAAGACGCCAAGCGGGAAAUUUGGGAUUCUUAUAUGAAGCAGAUGUUCUUACAUGGUCAAAAACUGACUUUAAUAUUUCGUAUAUGGUAAAACUGCACUUGACUGUUAUUGAUAUUCUUCUGAAUGUUGUUCUCUGUGGAUCUAAUGUCAUCUCGAAUGAAAUAUCUAGUGGUUUGCUCUUGCAAUCUCCUUCUGUACAUGACUUUGAUCAAAGAGAGAUAUUCUGCUUCUAUCUUUUUCCUGGAAAUCACCAGCAUAGAAAGAUUCCCUUCUCUUCUGAUGCAUCUUCUUUCUUCUGUAUGUUAAUAUCUUUAUUCAAGAAAUCUUGUUCACGCUUGUUGGGCAGAAUUAUUGCUGUUUACUGA